AUGGCCCAAAUGGAGCCUCAAAUUGCACCGCUCGUCAAUCACAGUCUUACUCUAUUCAAAACACUGGAUAACUUGGCAGUUUCCAGUCAGGAUGAACUCACAAAAGUUCGUUCACACCUGGCCAGGUUUAAACUAUGGGCAGGUAGCUUGGGAGCACAUCGGCCCUUUGGAGACCGUUCGCUGGAAUAUCGUCUUCGCGACACGUCCUUUGUGCGCAAUCACGUAAUUUCCCUAUUACAAGAACUUGUUUCUUCGAUCGAUGAAGGAAUUCAGGCAUACACUACAGAUGGCGACGACAAGAUGGCAACGGAUGAUUUGGACGAUACGGAUAAAGACUUGACUUCAUACUUUGCGUCAGAUAAAGAAUCCGAUGCAAUGGUGACUCUUGAAAAUAUCGGACAAAUUAUUGAUUGCUUGCUGAGAUUGUCCGGCACAAUCCGGAAUCCAGCACCUCACGACCAAUUCCUCUCCAAGGCCGGGGCAGAUAUUUUUUCCACCUUCAAAGAGUGCGAUAUGAAAUAUAUACGCCAAACGUUCAGCAAACUUGACGGUAAUAUUGCUGAUAGACUAGGAAUAGCCUUGUCUCGCCGACGUCAAUACUUGAAAUACAGAGAAGAGCUCAGUGUUGGCGCAACCAUGGCUACGUCUUCUAAUUCGGAAAUGUCCAAGAACAUGGAAAACGCAGAAUCAUUUACUGAAUUAGACAAAAUCUGCGACAAAAUGUCUGAAAUUUCUGAAACGUCGUAUGCGAGCUCGGAUGCUGCCACCGAUGAGCUACAAGUCCCUGAUAUACCAGAGGAGCAUAUCAAGGUGCCAUUUCAGUGCCCAUACUGCCGCGCAACAAUAAUGAUUGAAGAUAGAAAGUCCUGGAAGAAGCACGUGUUUGGAGACCUUCAGCCGUAUGUCUGCUUAUUUGACAACUGCUCGUCCCCAAAUCAGCUUUAUCAACGCCGAAGGGAUUGGGCGGCACAUAUGGAACGAGAACAUUGGGUCUCGUGGUCUUGCCCGUUUGGCUGCCCCAAGUCAUUUGAUGCUCAGGAAAUCUUCAAGGCACAUCUCAACAGAGAACAUAAGCAAAGCUUCGAGUCCAUUGAUUUACAGGCGGUCGUGAAUAUGUGCAGCUCUCCAGACGAUUCCAAAAUGGUUGGCAUUUGUCCUCUCUGCUGGGUUCACCAGAUUCAAUCUGGUGAAAGCUAUCAAUCACACGUUGGCGAUCAUCUCGAACAUGUCGCUCUUUUCGUGUUACCUCAAACAGUAUUUGAUGGUAACGAUGACGGACACGACGGACACGAUCAUGAUAGACACGAUAACGAUGAUAAUGAAGGCCAUGACGGCAACGAUAAUGAAGUAUACGAUGGCUACAAUGGCAACGAUAGUGACGGCCACGAUAGCAACAAUCACGACGGCCAUGAUGACUAUCAUAAUCAAGGCCACGAUAGCCACGAUAGCAGUGAUGAUGAUGACCACGAUGGCAAUGAUAACGAUACCCACGAUGACUAUCAUAAUCAAGGCCACGAUAGCCACGAUAAUAACAGCCACAAUAGCAGCGGGAAUAACGACCACGAUGGUGAUAAUAAUGGCGACAACGAUGGCAACGAUUCUAAAGGUCACGAUAGCAACAAUAAUAGUGCCUACGGCGGCAACGAUAAUAAUGACCACGUCGGUAAUAAUAAUGACGGCCACGAUAGCAACGAUAAUAAAAGCUACGACGGCAAGAAUGAUAGCGACCACGAUGACUAUGAUGAAAACGGCCACGAUAGUAACGAUGAUAAAGGCCAUGAUACCAACAAUACUAAAGGCCAUGAUGGUAAUACUAUUAAAGCCACGAGCCAUAACAAAGGCCAUGAUAGCAACGAUAAUAAAGGCCGCGACGACAGCGAUAAUAAAGUCUAUGACAGCAAUGAAAAUAACAGCCCCGACGGCAGAGAUAACAAAGGCCACAACAACAAUGGCCACGACGGCAAUAAUCCUAAAGGUCACGACGGUAAUGAUAACAAAAGCCACGACAGCAACGAUAAAAAGGGCCACGAUGACUAUGAUAGUCAUACGCGUCCCAAGAAAAAUUACGGCAAAAGCGACCAUCACCGAGAAUCUCGCAGAGACGAGGAUGAGGAAUUGGAUAAAGACAAUACCAGUUUCACGGAUAACCGAACCUCAUCCCAAUACCGACAAUACCGACAAUACAUCCCUGAUGUCAGUGGGCUUACGUAUGAGACGAUAGAACGCACCGUACACCAUACUCAAACCAGGACAGUCACUACUACUACGAGUGAGACCUUUGUGAGGGAGAGACUUGGACCUAGUUCACCUCGUCUACGCGGUGGCUUUACGGCAUCGCCUCUGGUGGAGGAGAUAAGUGAUGGCGAACCGGAGCGGUAUCAGAGAUACGGGGUUAGGACGGAAAGACAUACUGAGGGAGACGGAGAGAAUAAGUGA
Molecule: messenger RNA, 2436 nt
Organism: Trichoderma aggressivum f. europaeum
Lineage: Eukaryota; Fungi; Ascomycota; Sordariomycetes; Hypocreales; Hypocreaceae
Exons: 3
Coding region: 1-2436 (811 amino acids)
Source: RefSeq, a predicted model, not a curated record